This is a messenger RNA of Misgurnus anguillicaudatus (oriental weatherfish), 6381 nucleotides long. It is a transcript of the gene skor1b, whose product is annotated as SKI family transcriptional corepressor 1b. The record is from RefSeq and is a predicted model, not a curated record. Gene Ontology annotation, molecular function: DNA-binding transcription factor activity, RNA polymerase II-specific; RNA polymerase II cis-regulatory region sequence-specific DNA binding; SMAD binding. NCBI's taxonomy places the organism in Eukaryota, Metazoa, Chordata, Actinopteri, Cypriniformes, Cobitidae. Gene Ontology annotation, biological process: negative regulation of BMP signaling pathway; negative regulation of transcription by RNA polymerase II. Gene Ontology annotation, cellular component: cytoplasm; nucleus; transcription regulator complex.
AUUAUGUGACCUCGUACUCGUACAGUUUCUUUAAAAGUUUUCCAGAGCUCCCUCACUUUUCCCACUAUAAGGACAUUCCUCUACUGUAAAAAAAAAUCAGCACUUUUGUAAAAUCAAACAUAUCAUUUACUUUAACUUAACAAAUUAUGUUAAACAAUUUCAACUUGUUUUUAUAAGUUAUGUCAACUUAUUCCAUGUCAAAACUUAAAAUAGUAGAUUGAAUUGACUUACAAAACUAAGUUGUUUUAACUUCAUGCUGCAUUUUGUUACAGCGUGUAAGGGGGGUAAAUGGAAAUAAUUUACACACCCAGUGACAUCUGAUCCAGGACGGCUGGCUUUGUAAGUUAGCAUGAGCUGUGAAAAGCACAGGGAACCAUGUCUUAAUUCCUCAUUGACUUUUUGACCUUUCUUCAUCACCGAUACUGUAGCAGAUCUUGAGGAGCAUUGUGACAGGCCAGGCCUGAUAGAGCGUUGUGAGCCAUUAGAAACUUGAGUCGAGUGUGCCUGUUUUUGGUCAUGCCCUCCAAGUGCAGCACCAAGCCACAGGAGACGACAUUUAUAGAUGGAGCGGGUGCUUGCCGUUACAUUUCACCUCGGUCAGAAGUCUAGGAUAACGGAGCAGCAAAUUGGUUACUGUAAAGUAAAGGAAAAUUUAACGGUGCCAUGUUAAGAGAUCAGUGCCUUGUUUUAAGGACCAUGCAAUCAAGACUGGUGCCUGUAAUUGGAGGUCUAAAUUACCCUCUCUGAAUAUAAGGUGCUAAUCAACGAAGGAUUAAGCACUUGUAUUAACAAGUUCAAUUACAUGCAAAUAAAGAAGACCAAGUUGAAAUCUUUAAAUACAAACACUAUUUACAUCUUAGGUAACUAAUGGGAAUGUAAAAGCUGGAUUUGAUUGUGAUAUGAGGGGUAAAAUCGCGUGUUGGUGUGUCUUUAUGGCGUGUAAUCUAUUAUUUAGCAGGAAAAAUCACAUUAAUUUUGCUUGACAUGGAGAUGUAUGGGUUUGGCAGAAACAAUUAUUGUAUGAAUAACCCCCGCAGCUACUUCUGUGAAGGUUAUCAUUGAGCUCUCAGACCAACCGCAGGCUCCUCUGGAUCACGGGGCGUCGAGGUGUCAGCUACAUCACAGUUUGUGUCAUUUGUUACAGGUACACUGUGAUCUUCAUGUCAACAGAGGUGUUCAGACAAAUAGGCUUGGAAUUGAACUUCUGUUGUCAUAAGUCAUUAAAUGACGGUGACAGACCAAGGUAAGCAAUUCUGAAUCACAUUCAUGAGGACAUCUUCAAGAACGUCACAAAUCUGCCAAGUAUAUUAAUUGCAUUUGCGUCUCAUGAUGUUACGGUUUUGGCUGCUUUCCUGGAUUCUGAUUAAAUUUAUUCUAGGACUAAAUCAGAUAUUUCAUAUUGAAUCAAAGGAGUAAUAUGGAGCAAUCUCUAUUUAGGAAAAGCUUUUGGUGAGUAAAAUAGCAACUUCAGAUUUAUAGUAAAAUAAAUUCAACAAAAUGCGAAGUUAAGGUGUUUUAAUAUUGUUACUGGAAUUUUCUAACUUUUAUUGCCAGCCGCUCUGCAAUACGUUUGAACCCAAUUCUGGUUUUGCAUACACGGAUACCGUUUUUUGAGUGGAUCUAUUCUCAUACUGUCCAAAACAGUUAAUAAGUAUAUUUCAAAGGAGAUUUUCUUUAUUGCAUCAUGUAAGCAUUAUCAGACAAAAAGAUUGAGUAGAAUUGUUAAAGCUUUAGUGAUUUCUGUGUAUUAUAAUUGCUGACCUCACACCACUGAGGAUGGAAUUACUUGAUUUUUUUCCAAAUGCUAUUGGGUGCUGAGAGUGGCUCUUAUGAAGAGCGGAAAAGCCAUUAAAAAUCUAUUAAAGCAGAUCUUUUUACCCAGAGGGAAAAGCCUUCUCAUUACUAAGCAGAUUGGAAGGGAUGACAAGUGGCUCUAUAUUUCUAUUUUAUUUUCUUUUCACCUCAUCAUUUUCUUUCUGAAAAGGCCAGCUGAAAGACAGCAUGCCCACUGUGCCAAUCAUUAUUGCUACAGCUACUGGCUGCAGGUGGCUCCCGUGGCUGUCAGUCAUGCAAAGUCACUGACCCUUUCAAGUCUGGAACCAGGCACGAUUUGUACACAACAAUUCCUCAAGGCCACAUCCCUACAUUACCGUCUCUCGUGUUUAGUUUGUAUUUAAAUCAAUUUAGCGUUAAUUAAUGCAGAAGUUCAUUUAGAAAGUUGUUCAUUUGAAGUGAUGUUAUUUAUUAAUGCACGUUAAUACGUGCUUUAUGCUAAUUUCAUCGUCUGACUGACACAUUGAUGUAAAUGUAUCACUAACGCAUCGUGUCUGAAUGCAUGUUUUGAUAGUUUUGAACAUUUAGCUUAAUGCAUUGUUUUUAGUUUUCGUUCGAGCUGAUUACAGUUCCGUUUUUGCUUCUCCCUUGGAGCUUGUAAGACGUUCGUCUCGCUUAUAUUUACUGUUUACAGUGUUGACAUUAAGAAUAAUGGAUACUAAUGGUAUCUCUUAUGAAUUAUUGUGAGAGUUAAAUGAACUCUCCAUUUUAUUAUAUAUUAUGCAGUAUUUAAAGUUUUGGGUCAUUAAAAACCAGACGGCACUCUCAGCCUCCGCCCCCCUUUCCCCCACCCUAAGUUUGUCUUUUACCCCCUGCCAGUGUGCAGUGAUGCCCUGGUUGCCACAGGGUACAUUUGAUCUGUUUUCAGAAAAAUGCAUUAUAACAAUAUUCUGAAAUAAUGUUUUGUUUUUCAUUCUUCAUGCUUUUUACUAUUGCUGUUGUUGUUUUUAAAGCCCGCACAAGUCUGGAGGACAUGAGUUGUGGCUUUUAUUGUUUCAAUUUUUUCUUUGUGUUUACAUUGUGCUUCAUUCAGAUUUGGAGAACAGAUUUGGCGAAUUUUGACACACGUUCCACACCGAAGAAUUGAUUCAGCUCUCAAAAAUGUGUAUUGACCGUCCUUCAGGGUCAGUAAAGUUCACACAAUGACUAUUUUCCAAGGCAUGCACUCUCUCUCUUGAGGUCAAUGUUAUCUACCAAAAGGUUCGAGUCGAGGCAGAGGUCAGGACUUUUAUUCCCUCAAGGAAUCCAAAGUGUGCAACUGUGUUUUGUACAUUGCAUCAUACAGUGAAAUACCCUUCCACUUUAAAUAUACUUUAUCAGAGAGCAAGCAGUAAAGAGAAAUCCUUUGCAAGUAAAAUAGCAGGAGGAAAGAAAGUGAAAUAAAUCAUUCCUGUUAUCCACUUUGAUACUCAUUCUCUUUUUUCCAGAUGUGAUGUUAGAUCCCCAAUCUUUCUGCAAAUGAGCCCUGGCUCUCUGUAAUGGCUUUCUGCUUCUCAUGGGAAGCGGGAGUCGUGCGCCCGACCCAAAAGCUGCUGAUUGAAGAGGAAAAUAAGAUGAACAGCACAUUGUCAAGAACAUCAUGAUGUUUUGAAUGCCUUCAUUCGCAUCCAACCUGAAGACCAUCUGAAGAUUAGGCUCCACCUCUUCUAAUACAGAACUUUAAUAGCACGAGUUAAUUCAAUGCUACUCCUGCAGGGACCGAUGAUGAUGAGGACGAAGAGCAGAUGAGACAGUGGCCUGGACUCUCGAUUUCCAGGAAUGGAAUCUAUCCCAAAUCAGCUGCCGGCUGGAAGAGACACCAGCUGUUCCCCGAACUCCAAGCAAGACUUGCAGCCUUAUUCUGGCCCAACACUAAAGCCGAACCAAGUCAGUGAGACUUCUUUAUACGGAAUACCGAUCGUUUCACUAGUAAUAGACGGUCAGGAGAGACUUUGCCUUGCCCAAAUAUCCAACACCCUUUUGAAGAACUACAGUUAUAACGAAAUCCACAACCGGCGUGUGGCCCUGGGCAUCACAUGUGUACAGUGCACUCCUGUCCAGUUAGAAAUCCUCAGGCGCGCGGGGGCUAUGCCCAUUUCCUCGAGACGCUGCGGGAUGAUCACAAAGCGAGAGGCCGAGAGGCUCUGCAAAUCGUUUCUUGGUGCACACUCACCCCCGAAAUUACCCGAAAAUUUCGCUUUUGACGUGUCACACGAAUGCGCAUGGGGCAGCAGGGGCAAUUUUAUCCCAGCCAGGUACAAUAGCUCAAGAGCGAAAUGCAUUAAGUGUUCAUUAUGCAACAUGUAUUUCUCUCCAAAUAAGUUCAUAUUUCACUCUCACCGCACACCGGAGUCCAAAUACACGCAACCCGAUGCUGCAAACUUUAAUUCAUGGAGAAGACACUUAAAACUGAGCGACAAAAACUCACCGGAUGAUGUGGCACAUGCCUGGGAAGACGUAAAAGCCAUGUUUAACGGUGGCAGCCGCAAGAGGACGCUGCCAGUCGGUGGGUCUGGGGGUUCACCCCCGCAUCAUACUCAGAGACCGGGAGGUCAGUCCCAGGGUGAACCAUCUGAGGUACCCCAUAAAACUCUCCGUUGUGAUGAUGACAGGGUGAACGUGACCAUGCCAAGCAGCAUUCGCAGUUACCCUGUUAUUCCAGUGCCUAGCAAGAGUUUUGGGAUGUUACAAAAAAUUCCACCACCUCUCUUUCCGCAUCCAUAUGGCUUUCCGGCGUUUGGACUGUGUCAAAAGAAAGAUGAUGGUGUUGUGAUGGGAGAGCCAAACAAAACGAACCUGCCAGGUGUGUUCUGGCCGAGCACUAAGGACAGUGCCUAUCCAUCUUUUCCGAUGUUUUGGCCUACAACAGGCAGCUUAGCAAUGCCAACAUACCACCAUACCCAACCAAAACCCCCUUCUGACGUGUUAUGCACUAGACACGAGCUGGACGGGUCUGAGCAAAGCGACCGAAGCACGAGCACUCCAAAAGACGGUCUACUUGACAAUGAACGGUGCUCUAGCACACAGUCUACCCGGAACGAGGAGGAUAAAUCAGGAGAUGAGAGUAGAUCAGUUGAAGGCAUCCCAGUCACCCCAAGAAAAAUAAGUUACAUAUCAGCGUUCAGACCAGUGGUUAAAGAUGUUGAGAGUAUUGCGAAACUAUAUGGCAAUAGGGGUCCAUAUUCUGGUCCCAGGGCUGGCUAUAUGUCACCAGAUUUCUUGAGUGAAAGUUCUAGUUAUAGGUCAGCGUCUCCGGACGUGGACAGUGUGGACGAUCCGGAUGUGGAUGUGGAGUCACACAAAGGUGCCGAAGAUGAUGAGUGUCUGCAGCUGUCUGUGGAUGACCGGCGGAGCCCCCCUGUUUUGUCCGUGGCACAGAGUGAGGGGGUUAAGGGUCAAGAUCAACAAAAUAACCAGAUGCACACUAUGACUGAUGUACACACGACUAAUUCAAAUGAAACGCGACCCUCUGAAUUGGAGAGCCUUGGAAAGCCGUUUGAGAGCAAUAAACAUACGACGCGUUUUGAGGUAUAUGCGCGUGAGAGAGAGCAGCACACCCAUCCAAUGAGCACGUCUUAUUUUGGAUCAUCUGCCAUUUACCAACGCGAACCGAUUGAAUCGACUGUUAAAGACAUGCACGAAGAAGAGCCUUCGUCUACAGUGGAGGAGAUGGAACCCAAAAUUCAUCAGGACCAAGCCAGUGUACAUGAAGAUCGCCUGAGGGAAUCCAAUGAUGAUGAGGAAUCUAUGCGCAAAGACCCCAGCAGCAGAGCAUCAUUGAUUGAGAAAAACAUAGAGAACAUGGCCAAAGAGGAAUUGCAAAAACAACUUGUGGAACAAGUUGAACUUAGAAAAAAGUUGGAGCGUGAGUUCCAGAAUCUAAAAGACAGUUUUCAAGACCAAAUGAAAAGAGAACUCUCAUACAGAGAGGAAAUGGUGCAGCAACUCCAGAUUGUUCGAGAAGCUCACGACGCACUCCACCAUUUCUCGUGUAAGAUGCUGAGCCCUCGUCACUGCACUGGGACCUGCACCUUCAAGCCGCCUCUUUUACCACCUUGAUGCACAUCUAUUGAAGAUAUGAGCGUUCAAAUACUGCUGUGUCAAAUAAAACUCUGCAAAACACUGUCAGCCUUUAGACCUGGAAAAAGCAAGUGUGUACUGUAGUAUUUUAGCUCUUACACUGUAAUGAAGUCAUUUUCAUGUGCACAACAGUGUUUUCAGACUGACUGUAUGUACUGUAUAAUUUAUAUAAAGUUCUAGAAAAUUGCAUUAUAAAAAUAACGUUCCACUAUAAAUAUUAUCAUCAGCUGUAGAAACCACUGGUAUUAAAUGGCUAUGUGCAAUGCAUAUAUUUGUUAUGUAUCCUGUGAUACUCUUUAUGUUAGUGAAAUGUUAGGACAUUUUGUUCAAUUAGAUGCUACAAUAUUUCAUGUUUUUGUAUUUUAUUUAUUCCAUGUCCAUGUUGGUUGUUUAUUGUCAUUUACAAAUUUGUAUAUUAUUGAUGUAAAGCACUUUAAAUUGGCAGCCCUGUUUCUGAAAUGUGGAUUAAAUGAUCUUGUUUGAGAGUCA